Molecule: messenger RNA, 4547 nt
Organism: Wallemia mellicola CBS 633.66
Lineage: Eukaryota; Fungi; Basidiomycota; Wallemiomycetes; Wallemiales; Wallemiaceae
Product: WD40 repeat-like protein
Exons: 6
Coding region: 1-3147 (1048 amino acids)
Biological process (GO): DNA-templated DNA replication; DNA repair; mitotic cell cycle
Cellular component (GO): nuclear replication fork
Molecular function (GO): protein binding; chromatin binding
Source: RefSeq, a predicted model, not a curated record
AUGAGCUUAGCACCGUCUGAUCAUAUAUCAACACUCUGGUGCCAUUCUGAGGGGUUAGCCAGAUUGCUCUAUUCUCCAGACGGUAAUAAGCUAUAUACAGCGGGAAAUGAUUCAAUGUUGAGAGCAUUCAGUUUGAAUCCUGACAAGUCACUUGGAGAAUCUCAGGUUAUUGACGCACACACUGAUUCUAUACAAUCAAUACAACAUACUAAAGACGUCUUGAUAACAGCUUGCGAAGAUGGUUGCGUCAGGAGUUUCGAUUUAUCAGACAACAGCUUCAAGGAGUUGGUAGUCAAGUCUGCAUUGGCAGCUAGAUGGAUUGGAGUUGAGAAUGUCAGGGGGAAAGCGAGAAGAAUAGCAUUAGCAUCUGAUGAGCUUAUCGUAAAGGUUGUCGAUUUGAACGACCACCUGAGAGUUAGUUUAUUACAAGGACAUACAAAGUCUGUUAGAAGCGCGACUUGGUCACCAUUAGGAGGCGUUUUAGCUACAUCGAGUUGCGAUGGUUCAAUUAAGAUAUGGAAAGAGAAGAACAGUCAGUUUGAAUGCAUAAAGACCAUCGAUGGUAUUAUCAAAGCUGACGACCCUGAAUCUGAGUAUGGUGUGGCCGCUAAUUGGCAUCCGUCUGGUAAAUUUAUUGUAUGUACUACACGUACACAUGAUAUUGCCAUAAUAGAUACCGAAAAUUACAAGAAAAUCGGUUCACUUUCACAGGAUGGACAUACCUCAGAUGUAGCUGAGUUGAGUUGGUCGCCUAAUGGAAGGUACCUCGCAAGUUCGGGUAAAGAUGGCUAUUUGAUCAUCUGGUCAAUUGAUGAUAGAAGACCAAUAUCGAAGACAAAAUGUGAUGCACUCAUAACAUCCAUCAGUUGGCAUCCUACAGAGAACGUCUUAGCAUUCAUCGAUACUUCCGCAUCAGCAAGUAGAUGGCUGAAACCUAUCCCAGAAGCUGCUGAAUCGCCUUGUCUUGGUAAAAUAUUAUACGCUGAUGAAACAAUGGCAAUGCAGCAACAACCUAGCGAAGAAAUUGAUGCUAGCAAAGAUGAUGACCUUAUUCUCAAGGAAUUGGAAGGAGAUGAUGGAGAAGAUCUUGACGAUUUUGCCAUCGAUGAUGAUGAACCGCUCGAUAAAGUGGUAGAUAAACCAAGACCUGGCGCAACGGUACAAUUUGAUCCAGGUCAACGUCCAUUCCAACCUGGUAGUACACCUCAGCGACUCGAUCGUCGUUAUUUGGCAUUCAACAUGUUGGGUGUUAUACACUCUGUUGAUCAAGAUACCCACAAUUUAGUCACCGUCGAAUUCCAUGAUAAGAGCGCCAGACGUGGUUACAGUUUCCAAGAUCAUUUCAAGAGUUCUCUUUGUGCCCUUGGUGAGGAAGGUGCCUUGUACGCUUCUACGGGUAACACAUCAAUGAUAGUAUAUAAGCCAUUUGACAGUUGGUCAUCUCAACAAGAUUGGAGCACUCGCUUACCUGAUGGUGAAUCAGCAUCUAUUCUCGCUUGUGGUUCAAAAUUUGUCGUCGUUUCUACAAGCAAAAACUAUUUACGCUUCUUUACUACAUCUGGUAUACAGAGAUAUGUUAUAAAUUACGGUAAGGAUGUUGUCACAGCCAGUGCUGGUAAACAAUACUUUGUUGCUGUUUCUAGAUCAUCAGGUGGCGCUAGCAAUGGUUAUCAGAAUCUUGUUUAUGACGUUAUUGAUCUGUCUACUUUUGAAUAUGUUCAAAGUGGUACUGUUCCUUUAGCAAAAGGCGUCGAAAUUACUUGGUUGGGAUUCUCUUCUGAUAUUGACGUUCCCGUUAUGUACGACUCUAACGGCUUGUUAUCCAUACUUGACAAGUUUGCCACUCCAAUGCAAGCGCGUUGGGUGCCUUUGUUAGAUACAAACACACUGGAGCGUCGUCAAGAUAAAGAUGAGAGAUAUUGGCCAGUGGGUGUAACUAAUACCCAAUUGAUGUGUAUUAUAUUGAAGGGUUCAGAACAAUAUCCAUACUUCCCUAGACCACUUAUUUCUGAAUUGGAUAUAAAGAUACCACUGUUGGGAAUGGAUAGCCAACAAGGACAAUUAGAAGAGAGCGUAAUGAGAGACAGCUUAUUGUUGAAUCACGCUAGAGACAGUAAUGAAGAGGAUGAGUUCGAGGAAGAAAUCAAGCAGCAUGAAAUACAGAUAGACAAGGGUAUACUUCAACUCAUUAACACUGCCUGCAAAGCAGAUAAACUGCAGCGUGCAUUAGAUGCAGCAGCAAUGUUAAAUCAAUUCACUUCGAUAGACGCUGCUAUGAAAAUUGCCGCUUUCUUCCAUUUACCUAGUUUACAAGAUAGAAUAUACCUCCUCAAAGAGGACAAAAUUAGCCAGCGGGAGAGAAAGCAGAACACUAAGAAAAUUAGUUAUAAAGACAGAGUUAUGAGCAGACCAUUGUCUACUAUGCCAAUAUCACAAACCAACCAAAAUAGCAAUACAGCACCUGCAUUUCCAGCAAGGAAACCACACAUGAGGAGAAGGUUUGAUGCGCCAGUUGAAGAUGUAGAUAUGGAUAGUAUUGCCAACGAAACUCAGGAAGUAGUCGAUGUGGGAAAUAGCGUUGUUGAUGAUGAUGAACCUAUUGCAUUCAGUGAUGACGAUGAUGUCGACGUUGAAGCUAAUGCAGAAUCGUCCUCAUCAAAUAAACGUAAAGUUGACGCUAUUGACGAUUCACAGAUGACUUUCUCUCCUCCCGAAAGCAGCAAAAUUAGACUGUCUAAUGAAGCCCUCCCUCCACCUCCUAUUCCUGGUAUGGCAUCACAGCAGCCAUCAAUGCAAGCUAAUCCAUUCGCUAAAUCCGCCAAUCCAUUUGCUAAAGCUCCGACAGAUAAUAGCACAACAUUGAAAAAGGGCAGUAUACACCAAUCUGAUUCCUUCUUCGAGAGAGCCGAUAAACCUAUGAACAAGAAGAAAGCAGCAAGCAAGAAGCAAUCAUCCCUUUUAGGCCACUUCAAGAAGCCUGAAGAGGGUGGUCUUCACGAACGAGAUGAGAAUAGUGCAAUUGAUAGUGAAGAACCAAGGGAGAAAACGUCGACUAGAGAAAAACUGGAGAAAUUCCGGGCCAAAAACCAUACCGCAUCCCAGGAUCAAGAAUCAGAACAAGUUGAACCAAUUGAACAAGUCGAGUGAAUUUAAAUAGCCCAGUCUAUGUAUUAUAAUAUAAAUAAGUAAAAUACAAUAAUAUCUGCAUAUUAAUCUAAACGUUUAAAAUCUUUUUUGCUUUUUGCUCCUGUUCUUGUUUCCACUAACAGUCUUUGGAAGGUUGGCAACAUCUUCGUCCAUAUCCAUAUCGUCUCUUGAUGAGUGUUUGCCUUUGCGUUUCUUUUGUUGGGAUUCGCGAAGUUCUACAGCUGCAAUACGUGAUGCUUCAUUUACGCGUUCUACUAAGAGAGGUACGGCUUGUUUGUCAUGAGGGAACUCCUCCAUUUUAACGUUGAUUGCUUUUUCAAUACGUUGGAGUAAUUCCACAUCGUAUUGUGUUACUAAUGUGAUUGCCUUACCACUUCUACCAGCUCUAGCUGUUCUACCUACUCUAUGGAUGUAAUCUUUGGAGUUGGAUGGCGUAUCGUAGUUAACGACGUAGUCUACACUUGGAAUAUCCAAUCCACGGCUAGCUACAUCAGUGGCGACGAGAAUGUUUCUACCACCAGCUUUGAACUUGUUGAGAGCACCGAGACGUGAUGAUUGACUGAGUUGUCCAUGUAAUGGGAUAGCUGGGAAACCUAAGUUACGAAGAAUGAUCGAUAUGCGCUGAGCAUCAACAACAGUUCUGGUGAAGAUGAUCAUUGAAUGACCAGCAACUUCGUUAGCGAGGUAAACUAAGUAACUAUCUUUCAUCUUGAAUGGGAAGAAAAGGUAAUGCUGCAACAAAGUAGAGACUGUUUGAUAUUUGUCACUCACUUCAACUUUAACUGGAUUUGAGAGUGAUGCUCUUUGUAAUUUCGCAACUUUAGUUGUCAUAGUAGCCGAAAACAACAUUGUAGUUCUCUCUUUUGGUAGUAUUUUCAACAAUUUGUCUAUAAUUGGACCGAAAUCCAUAUCCAACAAUCUAUCAGCUUCAUCCAUAACGAGGAACUUUAUAUUACGAAGGGAGAAACCCUUUGUGUUCUCCAAAUGAUCAUGUAAUCUACCAGGUGUUGCGACAAUAAUGUGAGGUUUUUUUGAGAGAGCUAUGGACUGGGUCAUCAUAUCCAUACCACCGACGAUAGUAGCAGUACGUAAACCGAUGUUAGAACCAAGAGCUUCGAAUUGUUCAGAGAUCUGAUAAGCCAAUUCUCUCGUUGGUGCAAGAACACAACAGAAGUAUGGAGCAGGAUUGUCAUACAAUAAUUGUAUAACUGGGAGUGCAAAAGCAGCAGUUUUUCCACUACCAGUCUGGGCCAAUCCUAUAAUAUCCCGCGAUUGGAGUGAGUAUGGGAUAGAUUGCUGCUGGAUUUCUGUCGGUUGUUUGUAUCCCAGGCGUUCACAAUUUUUUACUAAAUCGUCGAUUAAAUUCAAAUCUUUGAAACUGACUUCUGCCAUAUCUUCUU